AGGAACAAAAAAAACUAUUCAAAAUAUUGUUAUUUAGGAAGUCAAAAUUAUUGUGGAAUAUAGUAUGUACAAUGAAGACGAUACAAAAUUUAAUUUAAAAUGGGGUCCUAGCGUAUUUCUUACACGAAUAUAUGGCGUAUCAAUUCGAAUUAACGAAUUGAGGAUAAAUCUACAGUAGUUUUAUAAAAAAUAUUUUUGAAAAAUGGACUUCAGAUUAUUGUGGUUUGUAAAAUGCAUAAACAACGUUUUUGAGAUUGGAACUGAAAGAGAGACUGUAAAACUGUUUGGAGAAACUCUGAACAAAGACGAAGGAUUAUUAAGACAGCAAUUUAUCCAAUACCUCGAAUCUUCGACAGUAAACAGAAAUAUAAACACAAAUAUAUUUUAUAUUUAUACAACUACGGUAAAAAAGGUCAUCAAAGAGGAGAUUGAAGUCGAAGAAGAACUGUCUGAACUCGAAAUUCAAUCGUUAAGAGAGUCUGAUGGUAAAAAAAAAAAAAAAAAACAUCAAGAUAAGAAGAAAAAGAAAAAAAACGUUCACAGAGAAGACACAUUAACUAGUGGCGACUCGCCUGCAACAGACACUGACAAUGAAUCAGAUGAAGGAAAAUCUAGAGAUGGUUAUUCUAGUCCAGAUACUGCUAUACAAAUGGCUGAUGAAGGUGGAGUAAAAAAAUAUUCUGAAAAAUUAUUUAAAAGAGUAAAAGUGAUUCAAGAAAAAAUAAUUACAUUACCAGAACUGCAUAUUCAUUUUGGAUGUAUGAUUGGAAAUCUUAAUGCAGAUCUCAGAUAUUUGUAUUUUGUUAAAAAUACAAACUCAAUUAUUCCAGUUUAUGAUUUAGAAGAAGAAGCUGAUUUUUAUAUGCCCAGUCAAUUUUUAAUUGGUAAUAAAGGCGGAUGUUUAAUUAAAUCCAUGGAAAAAGAAUUAGAAAAUAUCUGGGUACCAUCUGUAAAAAAACUUUUAAUUGAUCCAUUUUUACACGACUGUGUUACUACUCGCACUGAAAAAAAUAUUAUUAAAACAUUGGCCUCUGCAAGUAUACCAUCAACGUUUGUACGAAUAACUCGUGAAAUUAAAGCUCAACAUGAUUAUGAAAUUCUUAGCGGAGAGCGUCCUGAUGAUUAUGAAAAGAGACUUGAUUCAGUCGACUUGGAAAAAAUUAUAUCACUACGCGAACUUUUUAUUCUUGAGCCAUUACCACUGUACGAUAUAAAUAAAUUGACCUCAGCAGAACCAUUGAAACAUAACUUUUUAAUUGGAUUGCAAUGCUUAUUAGAUAAAUUGAAGUGGACAAUAGAUUACAUGUUAAAAAGACAAUCAUUGAAAGCCACUGAAUAUUUGAGUGGUCUUACCAAAGACAAUGUAGAAGAAAUAGCUGAAGCUCUUGAAAAAACUCCCGCUAUGAUUCUUCAAUGUGUAAAUAUACUAGAAAAUUGGAAUUCAAAAAUGAAAAAUCUUUGCUCUAGUAUUUUUGAGUUUCAAGAGCGAGAGACUAUUCAGUCAGAGUUUAAUUUUUGGAAAAACAGCGAAGCAUCAGUUAGAUCAAUUAUAGAUGAACUUGAAUCUGAAGAUACGAAACUAUUUCUUUACGUAGUUGAAAAAACAUCAAACUGUACACAAGCAAUUAAAAACAUAUGGGAUGAAUUUAAAAUUGUUAAAUUACAAUUUCUGCGUUCAUGUGGCAUAGCAAAAGACAAUUUAAAAUAUGUUUCACUCAUAAUGGAACACUAUAAGGAUUUUAUAUCAGCAGAUUUUAAUACAAUAAUUAAAAUUAUACCUAUUUGGUUCGAUGAUUUAAGAACUAUAUGGGUUUUAUCACCAUAUUUUGGUAAAGACGUAAAUAUGUUAAGAUUGCUUUUACAAAUUUCAAAUGGCUUAUGUGAAAACGUUGGACGAAAUUUAGGUGACUUAAAAUCAAUUUUCAAAAAUAAAAAUAUUGAAGAAAUAUCAGAAAUGUCUUUUAAUGCUACAAAAAUGUUGGAUGUUUGGUCAGCAAAAUAUUUAGAAACUAGAAAAUCUAUUGAAAAAUCUAAAUUCCAAAGAUGGGAGUUUGAUAAAUGUGUGUUGUUUAACAAAAUAGAAUAUAUUAAACGUAUAGCAAAAGAUAUUCAUGAAAUAGUGGUCACAAUUAAUCAAUUUUUGAACAUUUUGGGUCCAGAAUUAAGAUCAGUCAUUAAAGAUAUGAUUGGUUUAGAUGUUAUGAUAAGUAGGGUUAAAUCUCUAUACAAAGUUUUUGAUGCAAUCGAUUUUGAUUUAUUUUGUGAAGAUAAUGUGGAAAAUUGGAAUUUAUUCUUAAAAGAAUUUCAUUUGGAAGUAUUAAGAGUUGAAGAAGAAUGCAAACUUUUUAUUGACUGGUGUUUUAAUAAUUUAAGGUCAUGUAAAGAGGCGUAUUUAAUUUUGGAAAGGCUUCAAAAGUUUACUUCAAGACCUGUUUUCAAAGAGCAACUUAAAACCAAGUAUGAAUCAAUUUUGAGACAGUAUGAAAAUGAGUUGACAACAAUUGAAACAUGGUUUUUGACUCACCAAAAUACCCCACCAGUUUCUCGACAUCAUCCUCCAAUUUCUGGAUCUAUAUUCUGGGUGCGAAUGUUAUUUGAUAAAAUUAAAGAACCAAUAACUGUUUUCCAAUCAGCCAAUGAAUUUAAUAUGCCUUUAAAAUUUAAGGUUGUAGAAAUGUAUGAAAGUAUUGUUGAUCAAAUGAAAUGCUAUGAACGGUUAAAACUAAUUGACUGGACAAAUAAAGCAAAAUUAUUAGCUGUACGCCAAAUGGAUACCAACAUACUUGUUUGCAUUGGAACAAAACAUAAUGCAGAUCAAUGUCAUACUGAAAGUAAUGCACCUAAAAUUGAAGAUUUAAAAGAUUGGUUAAAGUGUUCCAGAAAAUCAAAUCAAAUACUAUCUGAUAAUAAACUAAUGUUCAAAACCAAUUUUAAUGAUCAAGUCUAUGAGUUGAUUGAAGAAGCAGAGAUGAUGGAAAACUUGGGAAUUGUUUUACCUAGGGAGAUACAAAUGUUAUUAGCUAAGAAAAAUAGUUUACUGGGUGACAUAAUGAAAGUGAAAAAUAUGGUUAAUACAUACAAUACAUUUAUUUCUUCUAUGAGCAAUUUAGAACUUGCCAUAUUAAAACACAAAUUGAAAGAUAUUGAAGAUUAUUUUUACAUGGGUCUCUGUCGUUAUAAUUGGCUUUCAAUAAGUAUAGAUACAUUUACAAUCCAUGGGUUGAUUUUAAUAAAUAGGACAAAAAAUCAGUUGAUCAAUAUAAAAAUAGUUGAAUCUUAUAUAUCAAAAUUGAUAACAUCGUUUGAAAAUAUAAAUUUAUUUCCAUUGAAUAUUUUAUUCGAUAACGAAUCGACAGUAAUUGACAAAAUAUUACCUAUAAGUUAUGAACGGUUUGGGUUUAAAGAAUUUCGCCAUAUCAUUAACAGUUACCAAGCAAUUUCAAAAUGUUUAAUACGCCUAGAACUAUAUUUAUUUGGUACAAAAAGUGGUACAUGUAAACCUAUGUUUGGGUUAUAUUUAAGUUAUAAUAAUAUGAUACUGAAUUCUAUUUUUAAGAUGUAUUUGAACAACUUGGAUUAUUACAAUAAUACUUUAUUAAGUGACAGAUCACUUAUCAAAUUGACAGUAAACAUAACCGACCAAGAAAUUACCAUAGUUCCUAAUUUGUAUGUCACUUAUAAUAACAUUUUAAGAAUUGUAACAAAGUGUUUGACAUGGUUGAAAGUUUUGCCUGUUUGGCAAAUAGAAUCAUGUAUAUAUUGCUUGACGGAAGAAAAUAAAUGGAAGAAUGAGAACAACAAGAAUACAGUGUAUGAAGAAAUAAUAAACAAUAAAGCUAUUCUAGAAAAAAUUGAAGUUCUCCGUAAAACUUCCCAUAGUCUAAUGGUCGAUGUGAAUAAAUAUUUAAAAAAAUGGAAACAAUUCAAAUUCUUAUGGAAAGGAUCAAAAAUAAAAAAUAAAGGAUUUUCAACUACAGAUACAUCUAUUCAGGAUUAUGAAAACAUUUUUAACGACUUAAAACGACUUCUAUUAUAUUUUUCAACAAUGUCAUCACACAAAAAGAUACAAUGCAUCGAGUUAGAUCUCAGUCCAAUAAUAAAUCAAAUGAAACUAUACACCCGUGAAUUGAUAUUAUAUUUUGCUGAUCAAUUAAUAAAAUCUACAAGAAAAAUGAUGCAUCGUCAAGGGGAUAAAUUUGACACUUUUAAAAUACUGACGAGCGAUGAUAUAAGAAAUAGCGAAGAUUUUUACAAUACUCUUUAUAUAAUAGAAGAGAUUAGAACAGAACAAGUGAAUGUUGAGAUAUUUUUUCAAAACUUAAACCAUCGUAUUUAUAUUUUGGAAGAAAUGGGAGUUUUUAUGCCUAAUGAUGAUCUAACAUAUAUUUCAUAUAUCCAGGACGACUGGACAAUGUUACAACAUAUUGCUUCAGAAAAGAAAUUAUUUUUAGAAAAAGCUAAACUCAUUUGGUCCCAUACUGUUAAAAUCAAUAUUGAAAUGUUUUCAGUUAGUGUUGACACAUUUUUAGAAAAAUAUGACCAGUGUGGCUUAAAGAAAAUUAAGGAUGACUUAGAUUUAGGACUUAUCUUAAUGAAUGAAUAUGACAGCAAAUUUACUGAUUUCAUGAAAAAUAAAGAAAAAUUAGUUAAAGAGGAAGAACUAUUUAAUUUAAAAAUAUUAAAUACAGAUCGAUUUGAUAGUUAUUAUUCUGAGUUUCAAUACAUGAAACUAGUAUAUUCCUUGUUUGAAGCACAAAAGUCAGACAUUGAAAAGUGGUCAAACAUAUCAUGGUUUGAGAUUGAAAUAGAAUUUGUUCGUGAAGCAUUUGGUGCUCUUAUGCUAAAAUUUAAGACUUUACCUGUCUUAGCGCAAGAUACACACCCAGCAAAAAUUUUAGCAAACUAUUUAAAGGAAUUGAGGCAUAGUGUACCAAUUUUACUUCAGUUAAAAAAUGAGGCUUUUAAACCUAGACAUUGGAAAGAAAUGUUAGAUACUAUUGCAAUUGAUGAAAACAGAAUUGAACAAAAAUUGAGAGAAAUAAAUGAACGGUGGAAUACAAUGAGUCUAAACAUAGAGAAAUUCUCUAAUGUAAUUUUUCAUAUUGAACAUAAAUUAUGUGGAGUCCAUUAUGUGUUGCAAAUAUUGGAAGAUGAUCAAAUUACAAUGCAUAAAAUGAUGAACUCAUAUUCAGUUGAACCAUUUUUAGAAAAAGUUGAAACAUGGCAGAAACAUUUAUCAACCGUGAAUGAAGUUCUAAAUAAAUGGUGGUAUGUACAGCAAAAAUGGAUUUAUCUCUCAGAAAUAUAUGCUGGGAAAAACAUAUUAAAUAUUUUACCCGAAAAAGCUGAGAAAUUCAAUGAAUUGAACAAAUUCUACCAAGAGGUAUUUGAUAAUAUCAAAAGUUUUAUUUACGAACUAAAAGAUGAAAGUCAUACAGUUAUAGCAAUGAAAACAUUUAAUGAUGAAGGGAACCGUUUAAGUAUGAAACAAUAUUUAAAGCAGUUGAAUACAAAAAUCAAUGAAAUAGUUAUACAAAGUAGAAAAGAAGUAUUGGAAAAUAAAAGAAACAAGUAUAGUUCUAUAAUAAUUUUAGAUGUUCAUCAUAGGGACAUUAUUGAAUCAUUUGUUAUAAAUAAUGUGACCUUUGCAAAAUCAUUUGAAUGGGACAGUGUAAUUAAAACAUAUUGGAUAAAAAGCAAGGACAAUUUAUACGUAUCUCAGUGUUCAGGGGUUUUUGAUUAUGGAUAUGAAUUUAUGGGAUCAACUAAGAACAUUGUUAUAACCCCAUUAACUAAUCGUAUAUUCUUAACGUUCACACAAGCAUUAAUGAUGUGUUUAGGUGGUGCAACUCACGGUCCUACAGGAACUGGUAAAACCGAAACUACUAUGGCUAUGGCAAAAAUUUUUGGCAAUAUAUGUAAAAUUAUUAACUGUAGUGAUGGGUUGGACCAUCAGACAUUUAGUCAGUUCUUAAAUGGAAUUUGCCAAAGUAGAAUUUGGGGAUUGUUUACUAAGUUUAGUAGAAUUUCUCAAAAAACAUUGUCUGUUAUAUCAACUUUACUAUUUUCCAUGAAAUGGGCACUAUUUGGGAACAAAAACGAAAACAAUUUUCAUGAAAAUAAUAUAAGUAUUAAUCCAAAAAUUGGUAUAUUCAUUACAAUGAAUAUUGAAGAAAUUAAUUUACAAAAAGAAGAAAUUGAUGAAAUAAUAAAAAGUCAUUUUAGACCAGUGAUUUGUCUUCUUCCUGAUUUUGAACAGAUAUGCUUCACUAUUUUAUACUCUGAAGGAUUUUUGGAGGCUAAAACUUUGUCAAAGAAAAUAGCAUUAUUAUAUAAGUUAUGUAAAGAUGGACUUUCAAAUCCAUUAAACUACACAUUUGAUUUAAGAUCUCUAAAAUUAGUCAUCAAGACUGCAAGAUACUUACUAACCAAUCAACCAGAGCUUGAAGAGAGUUUAGCAAUAAUGAAAAUAUUAAGAGAUUUAAACUUGCCUAAAUUAAUUGAUAAAGAUAUUGCUUUAUUUUUAUCAUUUAUAUCUGACUUAUUUCCAAACACCAAAUAUUUAAAAACAAAAGAUGCUGAUUUUAUCAAAGCUAUAGAAAUUGCUUUGAAGCGUGAAAAAUUUGUAAAAAUUGACACCCAAAUAGAAAAAAUCAACGAAAUUAUGGAAAUACUAAGAAAUAGGAAUUCAAUUGCAAUCAUCGGACCAACAAGUGGAGGGAAAUCUGUUAUAAUAAACGUGUUAUGUGAAACUUUAAAUCAUUUAAAAAUAUCGACGAAACUUAUAACGCUUAACCCUAAAGCAUUUACUAAAUUAGAGUUAUACGGUUAUGUAGAUCCAAUUACAAAAUCUUGGAAUGAUGGAUUAUUGACAAAUAUUUUUCGAAAUAUUAAUCAACCAAUUGUCCCUAAUAAUCAGUCCAACCAUUUUAUUUUGUUCGACGGUGAUAUAGAUUCAAUUUGGGUUGAUGACUUGAAUCCUGCCAUGGAUGAUAAUAGAAUGUUAAUGUUAUCAAAUGGAGAGAAAAUUAGGAUAAAACCACAAUGUAAUUUGUUGUUUGAAGUCGGCCACUUAUCAUAUUCAGCUCCAUCUACGAUAUCUAGAAUGGGUAUAGUGUAUGUUGAUCCCAGUAAUCUUGGUUAUAUGCCAUUUUGGAUACGAUGGUUAGAACCACGAAGUUUAAUGGAGCAAACAGCAUUGGAUCAAUGUUUUCAAAAAUACGUACCCGCGUUGCUAAAUUUAAUUUUUAAAGAUGGAAACGACUUGAAUAAAUCUUUCCCGCUAAAGACUGCUGUUUUUCAAACUAAAUUAAAUAUGAUUACUCAACUUUGUUUUAUUUUGGAUACCAUAUUACCUUUAGUUUCGUCAGACAAUAACGAUUCGAUUAAAGUCGGUCGUAAAAAAACUGCAAUGACUAGCAGUGAUAUUGCCAUUCCACUGACUUCAAUGAUUUCGUUUGUGGCUGGAAUGGGAGUGUUGGAAGCCGUUUUCAUCCAAGCUUUAUAUUUAUCACUGGGUACGUUACUAACUGAUGUGACAUCUCGUCACACGUUUGAUGAAAAUGUUAAAAAAUUAUCUGGUUUUGUGACUGCUUCAAACGCCCACGAACAGUCAAAACAACAACGUUUAAAAUACAUUCCAUCCGGUGAGCCUACUUGGUAUGACUAUUAUUUAGAUUUUUGUACGUUGGAGUGGAUAUCGUGGAAAAAGGCAGUCCCAGAGUAUAUUCAUAAUGAUACGAUUACAUUUGACGAUAUACUUGUUCCUACAGUGGAAUCUACUAGAUUAGUGUGGAUAUUAAAACUAAUAAACGAAUAUUACUUUAGAAGUGCAAUAUUUAAAAAGGUGUAUUUAUUUGUUUUUACAGGUAAAACGUCCUACGAUUAUAGUUGGUGA
This is a messenger RNA of Myzus persicae (green peach aphid), 7897 nucleotides long. RefSeq names its product dynein heavy chain 10, axonemal-like. The coding region runs from base 203 to 7897 and encodes 2564 amino acids. Lineage: Eukaryota; Metazoa; Arthropoda; Insecta; Hemiptera; Aphididae. The transcript has 38 exons. The record is from RefSeq and is a predicted model, not a curated record. Gene Ontology annotation, molecular function: ATP binding.